Linepithema humile (Argentine ant) is the source of this 1638-nucleotide messenger RNA. Lineage: Eukaryota; Metazoa; Arthropoda; Insecta; Hymenoptera; Formicidae. The record is from RefSeq and is a predicted model, not a curated record.
GAAUGCGAAUCGGAGUCAAAGAUUGAAGCGGGAUUUCGCAGUGAUUACCGGGUGAGUGCGAAGGUGGAACGGAGUAGUGUUCGGCCAAGCGGGCGGCGCGGUAUGUUGUCGACUUUCCUUGUCGAAGAAAUGUCGUCGGCGUCCGACGUGAUGGCCAAGUAAAACGCGUAAAACAAUGUCGAGUCCGAUAGUUAGUCAUACGCAGUCACUCGGCGACACUGUUGAGACGAACGUGCAGGUGAUUUGCGCGGUCUGCAACAAGACUGACAAGCUGCUAAGGUGCUCGCAUUGCAAGGCAGUGUACUACUGUACGAAGGACCAUCAGAGACGUGACUGGGAACGUCACAAGGAAUUCUGCACGACUCACCCCGCGCGUGAUGCACCCGUGGACAAACAGACGUUCCCAAUUGCGAACAGAAAUUUUAAUCGCGACGUACCGUCCAAGCAACAUCACUCCGUCGGCAAUCGUAGAACUCCGAGAGCGCGAGUCUCUAACCUAAACAACAUCCCUGUCGCGGAUGCAUCGUGGGCGACGAACGUCACCGCAGAAUCAUAUCGAAACACGAAACAUUUCACAGAUUCUGUGACACAAGGGGAAAACAAAUCGAGUCAACAAGAACGAAAGGAAAAUCAGAAUCUUAAGAAAAAACCAAGUGGAAAGAAUAGGAACUCACGUAACAGCAAAGCAGAUGGUUGGACUUCACCUAUAACAUAUGAAGGAAGCUCAGAGGAUACUAUAUUAGAGGCUUGUGAUGAGCUUCUAAAUCCUGCUUUAGAAAGCUCCAGAAUCUUCAAUAGUUUAAAUAAUACAGAUCUCUGUUUGUUGGUGCAACAUCAUAACGGCAUGAAAAACUUCCCAGAAGUUCGGUUGGGUCAGGAGGAGGAGCUUUUACCCCCCUUUUUACAUAGAAAUAGAAAUAAUCUCGAAGAAUUCAUAGAUAAAAUUUGCCAAUAUGUGAUUAGGGAUAUGGAUAAGUAUGGUGUGUGCGUGGUGGACAAGUUUUUAGGCAAAGAAAAAGGUCUUGCGGUGCUAAAGGAAGUUUUAGACAUGUACAGUGCUGGACUGUUUAAAGAUGGACAAUUGGUUUCUAAUAAAGCUAGUGCAAAUGACUUAAAAACAAUUCGUGGUGAUCAAAUAAUAUGGCUGGAUGGAAAAGAGCAACAAUGUCAAAAUAUUGGCAUGCUGAUAUCACAGGUUGAUGCAAUCAUUAUGAGAGCCAAUAAGAUGCACGACAAUGGGAAAAUAGGAAAUUAUACAAUCACUGGAAGAACAAAAUUUUUAGGAGCGCAAAUGUUACGAUGACACGCUGAGGUGAACAUGAUAGAACAAGGUCAGGAUUCCAAAAAUGCGCUGAUCUUUUGCGAGGGAGCAUUGUGCCGAAAGGAGAAGGAGAAUGGGUACGAGAGGCGCGAAGUGCAGUCAGUCACGUACGCCGCGCAACUCCGUCCGUCCCACUCUCUUUCUCCAUGUUUACACCGACGGGACUCUACACACAUUCAUUUUUGCACUACUAACUCCCACUAAGUUGUUCAAUCGCACCAGCGCCUAGUGGCUACUUUUGAUGAAUCUCUGACAAAAAAGAUAUAUUGAUUUUUGAUGAAGUUCUUGUUUUCAUUAUUAGUAUUAUAUAUAAAGAA